GAUAAGAAGAUACAGAAAAGCCUCUCACAGAAAGAGAAGAGAAGCAGAGAGAGAGAGAGAGAGAGAGAGAGAGAAUGGGACAGGAGGAGGCGGAGGAGGAUACAUCAACAGUUUCCAGUGGAAGAGACGAAGAAGAAGAGGCAUGGAACCUCAGGAAGCAAACCCUAAUCCUCCAACUUUCAGAUAGCCUCAUCAACGGAGAUCUCCAAACCCAAAUUCAAGCUGCCAGGGAUAUUAGAAAGCUCGUCAGAAAAUCUUCCGCUAAGACUCGCUCCAAAUUCGCCGCUGCAGGUGUCAUUCAGCCCCUCGUUUUCAUGCUUCUCUCUUCUAACCUCGACGCCCGUCAAGCCUCUCUUCUCGCUCUCCUCAAUCUCGCCGUUAGAAAUCAACGAAACAAGGUCAAGAUAGUGACAGCUGGUGCCAUUCCCCCACUUGUGGAGUUGCUCAAGUUCCAGAAUAGUAGUUUAAGGGAGUUAGCCGCUGCUGCAAUUUUAACGUUAUCAGCUGCUGAACCUAACAAGCCAACCAUUGCAGCUUCAGGAGCUGCACCUCUUCUGGUUCAGAUUCUGAACUCUGGCACUGUUCAAGGAAAAGUUGAUGCUGUGACAGCUUUACACAACCUCUCAUCCUGCACUAAGAAUUCUCUUCCAAUUGUGGAUGCUAAAGCAGUUUCCCCUCUCAUUAAACUCCUUAAAGAAUGCAAGAAAUAUUCAAAGUUUGCUGAGAAAGCAACAGCUCUACUUGAACUUGUUUCCAACUCUGAAGAAGGGCGAAUUGCAAUCACUGACACAGAUGGUGGGAUUUUAACUCUAGUGGAGACAGUUGAAGAUGGAUCACUUGUUAGCAUGGAACAUGCAGUUGGAACUUUGCUCUCUUUGUGCCAGAGCAACCGAGAUAAGUACAGGGAACUCAUUCUUAAAGAAGGCGCAAUUCCAGGGCUUCUGCGACUAACUGUGGAGGGAACCUCUGAAGCUCAAGAAAAAGCUCGAAUGCUCUUAGCCUUGCUCAGAGAUACCCCCGAGGAAAAGAAAUUAGCAUCCUCAGUAUUGAAGAGAAUUGUUUAUGACAGUGCUGCACAAGAUGAUGGCUCUGAUAAAGCAGCUGAAACUGCCAAGAGGCUGCUACAGGACAUGGUUCAUAGAAGUAUGGAGCUCAGCCUUGACCGAAUCCAGCAUAGCGCUGCAUGUUUUACACCUUCUGAAAUUUCAACCAUAUGACAUGUCCUGUUGACUUGAAGAGAACAUUUACAGGUAACCCGGGUUAGAGUUUUAAUCUGAAUCUUUGUUUUGUUUGGCCAGUUAAAACUCUCUUUCCCAUUUCUGUGUCAUCAUCAAACAGAGAUGAAUGAACAUACUAAUAUACUGAAGUAGAUUUCACUAAAAUCUGCUCUUUUGAGGUGAUAUAUUAAUUGUGACCUCAACAGUGUGUUGUAAAUCCGUCAUGAUCAUGCAUAUAUAUGAAAAAUCAAGUCCCUUUACUCGGAAAA
This is a messenger RNA of Hevea brasiliensis (rubber tree), 1486 nucleotides long. Its product is annotated as U-box domain-containing protein 13. The transcript has 2 exons. Lineage: Eukaryota; Viridiplantae; Streptophyta; Magnoliopsida; Malpighiales; Euphorbiaceae. Gene Ontology annotation, cellular component: nucleus; cytoplasm. Bases 75 to 1217 code for a protein of 380 amino acids. Gene Ontology annotation, molecular function: protein binding. The record is from RefSeq and is a predicted model, not a curated record.